UCAGGGUUAUCAAGGUGGGAUUCAUUCUGGUAGCCGGCAAUAAGCUGACGAGUAUAUAAAAGGGAACUCUGUACAGUGGAGGCACUAGUCUUUCGACAUGAGGCUACCGCUCCAACUGCAGGUCUUCGGGCUUCUUGCCUGCCUCGCUUUCGCGAGUGCAUCGCCGGGACUAUUUCCCCGGAAUAAAAUCGUGGUUUACAAGUAUUAUGCGGACACGAAAGCAGGAAACAUCGAGCCCGCUCCCUUCGCUUCCCAAUUCGUGAUCACCGGUUUGAUGCAUGUGACACCGGAAUUGCGUGAUCCAACUUUGAAAAACGCCUUCCAUAUUAAUCUUAAUGUUACGCAUGGUAUGCGAAAUGGCGAAAUUCAACACUUUGAAAAAAUCGAGGGAAACACGCUCCCAAUCCCUGAAGCCGCGAAGGCAUUGACAGAUCCUUUCGUUGCUUUCUACGAUGACAAUGGGAAGGUGAAAGGGAUAAUAGUUCAUAAGGAUGAGCCUGGCUGGUCCCGAAAUAUGAAGCAAUCGAUAGCGUCGAUGAUGCAAUUAGACCUGUUAUCGAUGAAUUUGGAGUGGCCCUUGAAACCGCACGCCUUUUUGACCAAAGAGAAUACCAUAUAUGGCGAGUGCCUUGUUGCCUAUAACGUUCAACGCGAAGAGUCCCUCGGAAACAAGUUCUUCAAAGUCACGAAAAAUAUGGAGCCGAUGAAGUGUAAUAAAUUCGAUCAGCAGACCUUCGAUUCUCAAGAAGCUGAUACCUGCUUAGUCGAAGAAGAGGACGAUAUGACUACCGCUAGUCGAAGAAUUGUCGAGAUCGAACAUUUGGGAGAAGACCUUCUGAUGCACAAAAUAUCGGCUCACGCUGUCAUCAACUAUUUCCCAUGGAGAGCUCAAUCCGAAGCACACUACAUUUUAGCCAACCAAAGCAUCUUGUUCUCGUCCAUGGAACCAUUGGACAGUAUUACCAUUCCUAGAUUGGAUAUGAAAGAAUCAGUGAGAGUGGACGACGUUACUUACCAAAAAUCGCAGGCCCAUUACGCUCCUCAUGCGGGUGUGGACCUGACCCAUGGACGCCAUGUCGUGAAUCUUGAAGUUCUGACCGCUAAACUCAUAAAAAUGCUGGGUGAAGCUGCUGACUAUGUAAAAGAGAAUCAUUUGGAUAUGACGUCCCCUGAAAUGAAACACGGUCAGACGAUAAACCGGAUAUUACAAGCCAUGACUUUCAUGGAUCUUCCGUCUCUGGAACACAUUUUUAACACCAUCUCGGAAGGAACUUCGCCUAGAGAAGUUAGAAUUGUGAACUUCUUCCUGCACACGAUGCCGUUCGUCGGGACGAACGCGACCAGCUUAUUCAUUCGUAAUACCAUCCGCAAAAACAAAAUAGAGACAAAUCUGGCGACCUUAAUGCUGUUCAGACUACCUUAUAAUGUUCGAAUAUUAUCGCAAGAGCUACUGAUCGAGAUGGAACCCUUGAUGAAUCUUGGGAAUGACGUUUCUCCGCAUAUCCGUAAGGCCGGUAUACUUUGCUUUGCGACACUGAUAUACAAAACUCAGGGUACCGAUGAAUCCCAAGGAAAAAUUCAAUCAGAACUGCUGAAGAAAUACAUCAAACUCUACUUCGAUGGCAUGAUGAGUGAACCUUCCUACGAAAUGAAAUUGGUCUACCUAGAAGCUCUGAAGAACAUCCAAGUUGGCGGGGUGCAUAAGCUCUUGGAACCCAUUAUUCGCGGUGACAUCAAGGUUUCGGAAAAACCCGAUCACCUACGUAUUCACGCGAUGAUGGUGACUUUCAAAGCUUCUCAUGAUCCCGAAUACAUUCACAAUCUAUUCUGGCCAAUCCUUUCCAAUACCAAAUUGGAUCUGGAACUGAGGGUUACAGCCUAUAACAUUCUCGUGCGUCAACCGCCCAGACUCGAUCGUUUGAUGAAUCUAUACUGGUUCAUGGUAUACGAGCCAAAUGAGCACCUGUAUAACUUUCAUUACACGAUGAUGAAAAGUAUGGCCAACUCGAAGAAUUCAUGCAUGGGACCGAUGAGAGAUAUGGCUCGCAAAAUCCUGCGGUUCAUCAGAGUAAGGCCACAAGGUGCUGAGCUCUUGACCGGUAGUUGGACAGUCGAUUAUGAAAACAACAAAUUCGGCUUCGGAGAUUCUAUUUCCUACAUGACGACUGCGAACCAAGUAACCGGAAUGCCUAGCAUCAUGUCAAUCGAUUACACUUCACUCAACAAACGCAAGCCUGUGAAUCACGCGACGUUAUGGCUUCGAAUGGAAGGAAUGGACAAACUCCUCAAUCAGUUUGUCAAACUAGACCCAAAAGCGAUUCCGGAGAGCCAUGAAAUUUCUGUGGAAAGUGUAAUAAAGUUGCUGAAAAAGGCUAGCGAAGAUAUGCCUCGUGUACAGCCGGUUCACUUCGAGUUGACAGUCAUGAUUCAAGGGCGCACUGUAAUGACCGCAUAUUUUGACGAAAAAACGCUGCCUGAUUUGAUGGAGUCCACAAAGGCAUUCAUCACCCUUAAAGAAGCAGCUUCACUCGCUUGGCAAGACGUCGAGUUCGAUGAACUCUACAGUAAGCAAGUACCGACCGAUCUCGGGCUAACGUCGAUGUUGUACAACAAGAUUCCUAGCGUAAGAACCAUCAAUGGAAAUCGUAUGACGCCUCAGCCUCCGCAGUCAGGACUGUACGGCAUAACUUUGGAAAUGAACGCGAGACUUUGGCGUCACGGAUAUCACUUGAUGGGCGCUUACAAUCCGAUAGUAGACACCUGGCACUCCGUACGAAGAAUGACGGCCUUUGACGCUAGCCUCCCCAUAGCGAUGAGCAUCGGAUACAACGCUGAAGCUAAAAGUCUCAAAGUGACCUUGCCAAGACUUCCGUUUACCGAAUAUUCAAUCUCCGGAGUUCGAUCCUACGCCAAAAACUACGUGAUGGUCACGGGCGCGGAAGAAGGCGUUCUAGAAAAACAUUGCACUAAUUGUAAUCCUACAGAACCCGUCACGUUGGGUCCAAAAUAUCGAAAGAACACCACUAUGUUGAAUCUCGACUCAAAGGACACCGGAUUGCACUACAGCGCGCACAUUUACGACUGUGAGCGGAUGUUUUCGCCUGUUACCCGUUUGAACAUUCUCGGCGAGAUUGCAGAUAAAACGAAUAAGUGGACGUGGGACGAUCCCACCGUGUACGGAUUAAUGAGCUUGAGAGAGGCAUUCCUUUACGGACGCCUAAAUCCUGAAUUUGGAACAUGCGGUUAUAUUGCCAAGAUAGAGCCGAGUAUCAUGUAUCCAACUUCGCAAGUGGUCAUCAACAUACGUACAAACGUGGAAGAAACAACAAAGAUGUUGAACUUCUUCCCAGGGACAAAGAUCAACAUCCGUGCGACGGUUGAGGCGAAGGCUGCAGCUACCGAUAUUUCUGUACAAUCUUGGACCGUAAACGCCAACAUUGGUCUUAAUCCAGGUCAUAUAAAUAACCAGUUUCAAAUGCAGAUUACGAGAGCUACGCCAGGGCAAAAGGAUCUGAAGAUUUGUAUCGAAGGUAACAAAAUAUACCCGCCGACUGAGAUUGAUCCUCUUAACCGAGUGAUCGCAACAAAGCAAGAAACGCUCGCAAAACUGACAAUGACCAUGGGAGAAACGGAAGAAGCAGUUUGCGUUCGUGAUGGUAUGUCGGUGGUGAUUACCAUGAAGGGACAAAUGUCCGACGAGCAAAAAGUGGCGGUCCAGAACGAAAUGAUCAACGGAAAAUGUCAGAAGGAUGUGGAAAACCCGAUUUAUCUAUUCGCUGAAAGCUCUAUAGUGCCCAGGACACCGGCUUGUCUCAGCGAGGCCAUCCUUCGUACCACCCUGAGAAAAUAUACCUACACCAUUCUUUACAAGAACAUCCCUGAAAACAUUAUGAAUAAAAUACAUUCGGCGACUGACACUACUCACGCCAUUGUGCUUCCAUGGCUCACAUAUCUACCGGCUCACACCGAACCAGGCAUAGUAAAAGGUUCAAUCGAAUUCCCCAUGACGAAUAACGUGGUGAACAUGAAUAUUCGAACCCCGAUCCACGAACAAGUAUUGACAGGCUUUCCAUUGAUGGGCAGUGAAUCACUGACACCUCUCAUGGAUAACACUCGGUUCUCCUGGAACUUUUUACAAAACUUGAAAGACAAGGGAAUCAAACUCUGUGUGAUUUAUCCCGAAAUCCUCAUGAACACCGACGGUGCUGUCAUGCCCUUCAAGGUUCCUGCCCAGUGGACACUGCUUACGGCUGAUCAUUCUACACACGUAUUCUCCGUUUUCGUUAAACGUAUCGAGCCACAGAAACUCGGCCUUCUGAUGCUCGUCGCUGACCACGUGAUAGAAAUUAUACCCUCCGUAACUAAUCCGAAGGUUACCGUUGACGGUAACGUCAUCGAUUACGUCGACGGGAUCAUCGUGCCCCCAGAGACGAAAGCCUACGCUCUACGAGCCACUUGGAGCCACGGUCGAAUGAUCAUCCAAUCAUCUCUGACCGAGUUUGUCCUCGAGUGGACCGAACGAUCGGUCGGAUUGGCGAUGAGCGUCUUUCUUCAAGGUAAAACGAUGGGUCUUUGUGGUCACCUUGAUGGUACGCACGCGAAUCGGAUGACGAAUGUUUAUUCGCUUGACCAGUAAAAGGGCAAGAAUUGUAUUAUUGGAGGCACUAUCGAAUUUUAAUGCUGACCACUGAAUUGAUUUUUGUAACAUCCGUAUAAUAUGUAUUUAUCAUUCAAUUGUUAAGAAAAUUAGUGCUAGGAAAAAAAUGUUAAUAAAUUACUAGUAAAAAAAUAA
This is a messenger RNA of Athalia rosae (coleseed sawfly), 4792 nucleotides long. RefSeq lists its product as uncharacterized. Gene Ontology annotation, molecular function: lipid carrier activity. Lineage: Eukaryota; Metazoa; Arthropoda; Insecta; Hymenoptera; Athaliidae. Gene Ontology annotation, biological process: lipid transport. The coding region runs from base 98 to 4636 and encodes 1512 amino acids. The transcript is spliced from 15 exons. The record is from RefSeq and is a predicted model, not a curated record.